UAUCGACCUAUAAAGCGAUCAAGUCGCAUCUGUGCGGUUAAAUAUUUAUGUUCCGUGGAACACAAUAUCAGUGGAAAAUAAGUGCAGCGUAAUGAAAUUCAAUAUACAAACGACACAAACAGCACAGUAAAUCACAGUUUGGUGAUUGAAAAUCACUUAAACUUAUUAUUGAAGCAAAUCGUUGGCCAGUGUAAUAAAUCCAAAUGAAUGAGUCUUAAAUUAAGCUUCAUAAGCCCUUAUCGACGGUUUUUAGUGAUAUCGAACAAAAUCAAAGAGCUACGUGCGAUUUGAUCAAGGAAAUAAAUCCAUAAAUCCCGGCUAGACGUCAACUGAAAUUAGUUAAAUUAUACAAUCAUACACGUGCAACUAAAAAAAAACAAGAAGUGAGAUGAUAAAAAACCUAUUUUGUGAUAUACUCCACAACUGAAGUGUAGUUUAAUAAAUCUAAUCUACUGCAAAAUUCGGAAAACAAAUAAUGAAUGAAUAAUAAAUACAUUUACCGAAUAUAUAAAGCAAACAAUCAUUGAUAAGCUGCCAUUUCUAAUUGAAAUUAUAACUUAAAAAUAAACAAUAAUUCAAUCUACCCCAUCUAUCUAAAGUAAAUGGCUAGAAGUCUAAUCCUAUGCGCUGCGUUUGGCGGUUACAUUUUGAAUUGCAAAAGCUAAGCGGUAAAAACAGCUAGAGCAUAAAAGCUUUCAGCUUACACUCACCACCAAACCUAACAGACCAGCAGCACACUUAACAUUAACAGUGUAAGAGCGGGUGCGCAAAGUAAAAAUGAGCGCCACAGGGGCACACUCCGAAAAUGACGCACAAAGACGAAACAGUCGGUCUAGUGAGAACAGCGAGACCAGUGAGACCAGUGAGAACAAUGAGAACAGCGCGUCCGGCCCCGUUAGGGAACAGCGUGACGAGAUGGCGGGCCAUACCGCUCUCCAGUGGGCGUGGCAUGUGGUCACAUCCAUAUCCGUGGAGCCCACAAUGUUCCUGUACAUGUUCGCCUUCAUGAUCACCUCGGUGGUGGAGCAGAACUUCUUUCUGUACAAGUCCUGUCGGGUUAACAGGAAUUUCACGGAGGAGAUCUGCAGGAAUCUCAACAAGCCGGAGAACGAGGAGUUCCGAAGGGAGGCAAUGUUGACCAAUGCCUGGUUCCUUCAGUGGGAGAACAUUUCCGCCCACGUUUUCCCCAUUAUCCUGGCCCUUUUUCUGGGCUCCUUCUCGGAUCGGCGUGGCCGAAAGUUGCCCCUGCUCAUGGGAUUAGUGGGAAAGUUUGUCUACUCCACGAUGAUAGUGGUCAACGCUAGGAUGCCCACGUGGCCGGUGCAGAACAUCAUCUACUCGGCCACGUUGCCAUCGGCGUUGACCGGUGCGGAUGUGGCCAUUUUUGCCUCCUGCUUCGCCUACAUCUCGGACAUUUCCACGCUGCAGCAGCGCACCAUCCGAGUGACCAUCCUGGACGUGAUCUACCUCAGUGCCAUGCCCCUGGGCGUGGCCCUGGGCUCGCAUCUCUUUUACAACGUGUUCAAUCAGUCCUACGCGGACAUGUUCACCGUGAACGCUUCACUACUUGCCCUCGCCAUCAUCUACACCAUGUGCGCCCUGAAGUGGCAAACAACGCCGAGGCAGCGAUCGCUGAGGGAACUCGGAUGCUGUGGCUUUUGGGGCGACUUCUUUGAUAAGCAGCAUGUGAAGGACUCGUUGGCGGUGUUGGUGAAGCCGCGAAAGGGUCAUCGUCGCAGCUUUCUCAUUAUCCUUCUGGUCAGCAUGGCCCUGUACACGUUCCAGCGGGACGAGGGGCAGUACCUCUACAUGUACACCCUGGGCAAAUUUGACUGGGAUGUGAGUGCGUACAGCAACUUCAAGACAUUCAAGUCAUCGGCCUACGUGAUUGCCAUGCUGUUGGCUGUGCCGCUGAUGAACAAGAUCCUUGGAUGGAGGGAUACGACAAUCAUUUUCAUUGGCACGUGGGCCCAUUCGAUAGCCCGCUUGUUCUUCUAUUUCGCCACCAAUACGGACUUGCUCUACGCCGGAGCCGUUGUCUGCAGCUUGGGUCCAAUUGUGGGUCCCAUGAUCCGGGCCAUGACCUCGAAAAUAGUGCCCACAUCGGAGCGUGGAAAGGUGUUUGCGCUGCUAUCGGUUUGCGAUAAUGCGGUGCCCUUCAUCAGCGGUGUGUGCUAUUCGCAACUUUAUCGACGCACUCAGAAUACGAAUCACGGAGGAUAUGUCUUCAUCCUAACCAUUGCCACCCAAAUCGCCGUCUUUAUGAUGAUACUUUGCCUACACAUUGUUUUGGGCAAAAAUUCACUGGCUGUUCCGGAAGUUCCUGAGAAGGAGAGCGGACUUAUUUCCCAAACGGAAGCUGUCCUGGAGACGGAAAUUGAACAGCACAAGAACUAGCCUGUGAAUUAACUUUAACGAUUCCUAAUAAAAAGAUUUGAACCCAGAGCAGAUAUUGAUUGCAUUGCAUAAAUAUUUUGCCAAUGUAAAUCAUUCCCAUCAAUAUAUUUUGAAUAAAAGCUAAACUUUUCUAUAUUUGAACUUAUCAUGAAA
Messenger RNA from Drosophila sechellia, 2550 nucleotides. Its product is annotated as proton-coupled folate transporter. Bases 778 to 2397 code for a protein of 539 amino acids. The record is from RefSeq and is a predicted model, not a curated record. NCBI's taxonomy places the organism in Eukaryota, Metazoa, Arthropoda, Insecta, Diptera, Drosophilidae. The transcript has 6 exons. Gene Ontology annotation, molecular function: transmembrane transporter activity. Gene Ontology annotation, cellular component: membrane. Gene Ontology annotation, biological process: transmembrane transport.